This is a messenger RNA of Mesorhabditis spiculigera, 1287 nucleotides long. The record is from the annotation of a GenBank genome assembly. Lineage: Eukaryota; Metazoa; Nematoda; Chromadorea; Rhabditida; Rhabditidae.
AUGAGAAAUGCCUUCGGGCUCAAGCUAAUCCACCUAUUCUUCAACAUCCCCUUCUUAUGCUUACAAAGAGAAACACUUCUCAGACAAAUCGACACCAACCGCCAAGAAAUUAUUAGCAGCUAUGAGGAGCUGGACUUAUAUCAGGAGACACCGGAAGCCAAUUAUGAUAGUUUUAUCGAGCAAAUAACACAAAAGAGAAGAGUAGCCGCCGAGCAACAAGCACGGACGGGAGUUAUGGCAGCCGCGACAGGCCGGGGGCCAAUGGGCGGGGGGACGAUGCCCCCAGGCUUCAUUCCAGCAUCUCCGGUCAAGAAACCCACAACCAGCCGAAGCCCGUCCGGCCAGCAUUCUCCAAACGAUGGCUCGGCUGCUUCAGCAAGGCGCCACUCCUUUGAAAUGGUGGAUGCAAAUGGGAUAGGCCCUGAAUCAGAAAACGACGAACCGACGUACGACAACAUCCCACAUCGCAAUACCGCCCAAUUUCGACCAGCGGACAGUGAUGACGAGGAAAAUACAAUGGUCCGUAGGGAUGAAGAUGAUUUUGAAGAAACGGAUGACCUACGCGCAAGAAUGAACUUGAUGGCUGUGGAACAAACACGAAGAGAAAAAGAAAAAGAACUUUUGGAAGCAAAACAAGACUAUGAAGCCAGGCAAAGGGAACUAGAGAUGCCAAUUGCCAGUAAUGUUCCGACACCCGUUGCUAUUGAUGUGCCGCUGCCUAAUAUGAGCCCAACCUCGGAUCAAUUAGCUGAGUCACCGAAUUCGCUACGGGGGAAAAGUCCUGCUCUGCCAGCUACGACUGCAACGAAUUUUACUGCUGAAGAUUUGGAUGCAUGGUUAGGAGGCGGCGAUUCAAAUGAGACAACAUCAAAACAUAAUGCUUUGGACGAAAGUUCCGAUGAAGAAAUCGGAAUCAAAAUAGAGGGAAAGCUUGAUGAUGACGAUGAUUUCAAUCCACUUCACACCCCCAAAAUACAAGCCGAAAAGAAAAAGAAAACAACGGCGCUCCAGCUGGAUCUCUCAAUUUUCCCGACUACUCCAUCACCCGUUGCCGAGAGCGAUUCGUCAGAGAAGAAGAAAAAAAAGAAGAAAGCGGUUGUGGAGGAGGAGAAGUCGAAGAAGAAGAAAAAAGCCAAGAAUCCGGAACCCGAUUUGCUGGGAGGGCUGAUGGGGUCAGCUCCGGAAAGGGUUGUCAAGCCAAAAAAGCCAGACGGUGAUGCAAGAAGUGCUUUGGAGGAAUUUCUUGGAGGGCCAUUAAGUGAACAAGACGGUGAUUAUGAUCCGCUG